UCGCCCUCUCCUCUCUCUCGUUAAAUCACACGGUAGGACACGCGAUCGGACGGAGACUGGCGGCGACAGCACCCGGGGGGAAGUAAAAGAGAAGAAGGCAUUGAAGGAGUCUCCACAUGGGAGCAGCAGUGCUGCCUAAUCAACAUUUAUCUGACAGAAUCUGCCAAAGGACGCCUUGGACACGCUCUCAUGUCCUCAAACACAGACUACUAAAUCCAAGGAGCUAGAAAAAAGAAAAACAAAAAGCCAACUGCUGGCUCCAGCAAGUGGACAGAUUUUAAAGAAAAAACACGGCUGGAGAGGGGGAGGGUUGUAUGGGUGCCAGCUCCACUUUCAAGACUCACCGCCUCUCCUCGAUCUACCGCCGCCACCUCCCUCGUCUUCCUCCCUCCAUUUCCUCUUCCUCUGCUUUUCUCUCAUUCUCACUCUUUCUCUCUCAUGGGAGUGACAUAGAGGCCGUUGCUUGGUCCGCUGCCCCGCCCCUUUUGCGCCUCGCCGUGGAAACGGGGGCGUCCAGGUAGUGAUGUCGUGGAAGAGGAACUACUUUGCGUCGGGUGGCGGAGCAGCAGGCGGGGUGCAGGGGCUGGUGACCCCGAGAACCAUGACCUCUAUUGCACCCAGCAAAGGCCUGAGCAACGAGCCGGGACAGAACAGCUGCUUCCUCAACAGCGCUCUGCAGGUUCUGUGGCAUCUCGACAUCUUUCGCCGAAGCUUUCGACAGCUGACCACACACAAGUGCAUGGAGGACUCGUGUAUCUUCUGCGCUUUAAAGAGUAUCUUUGCUCAGUUCCAGUUCAGCAGUGAGCGCGUGCUGCCAUCAGAUGCACUGCGGAGUGCUCUGGCCAAGACUUUCCAAGACGAACAACGCUUUCAGCUGGGCAUCAUGGACGACGCUGCUGAGUGCUUUGAGAAUCUCCUGAUGCGUAUCCACUUCCACAUCAGCGCAGAGAGCAGAGAGGACAUCUGCACAGCUAAACACUGUAUACCACACCAGAAGUUUGCCAUGACUCUGUUCGAACAGUGUGUGUGUAACAGCUGUGGAGCCACAUCAGACCCCCUGCCCUUCAUUCAGAUGGUUCAUUACAUCUCCACUACAUCCCUCUGUAACCAAGCAGUGAGGAUGCUGGAGUGCAGAGACAAACCCACACCGGACAUGUUUGGGGAACUGCUCCGCAACGCCAGCAACAUGGGAGACCUGCGCAACUGCCCUAGUAACUGUGGGGAGGUGUUGCGUAUCCGCCGGGUGCUGAUGAACUCGCCAGAGAUUGUGUCCAUCGGGCUGGUGUGGGAUUCAGACCACUCUGACCUGGCAGAAGACGUCAUACACAGCCUGGGGACCUGCCUUCGUCUGGGAGAUUUGUUCUACCGUGUGACAGAGGAGAGGGCUCGCCAGGCGGAGCUCUACUUGGUGGGCAUGGUGUGCUACUACGGCAAGCACUACUCCACCUUCUUCUUCCAGACCAAGAUACGCAAGUGGAUGUACUUCGACGACGCCCACGUCAAAGAGAUCGGCCCUAAGUGGAAGGACGUGGUGUCUCGCUGUAUCAAAGGCCACUAUCAGCCCCUGCUGCUGCUCUACGCUGACCCCCGUGGGACGCCGGUGAUACUGCAGGAGAGCCCCAACCCCUGUACCAGCUCCAACCCGCAGCUGGAGCUCCAGCACUGCAGCAGCAAGGCUGGUUACGACAGUGAAGACUCCGGUCGGGAGCCGUCCAUAUCCAGCGAUACUCGUACCGACUCCUCAACGGACAGCUCGAGUCACCGCGCCUCUCGUAGCCGACCUCUCCACCAGUCCACGGGCAGCCACCUCUCCUGUGAAUCCCAGACCACGGUGGUCUGUAAUUACGACAUCGGCACACCACCGCACGGUGCUGACGCCAGAGAGUCAGCGGUGGAGGGUCCUCCCCGCCCUCCCUCUCCUCCCCUGCAGGAGUACAAGGAGACGGCUGUCUUCCUGCUCUCCUCUCGCCGGCCUCUCACCUCCUCCUCCUCCUCCUCUCGUCCCCUGUCCUCCUCCUCUUCGUCAGGAGUAGGGGGCUGUGAGGGAGGGGUCGGGGGCCCCCACUGGGAGGAUGAAAGCACCAGCAGUGAGAGCAAGUCCAGUUCUUCUGGAAGCCGCUACAGGCCGACCUGGAGGCCCAGGAGAGAGGCCCUGAACAUCGACAGCAUCUUCACCCGCCAGCGAGGCUCCUCUCUGGGCUACAACACCCUGCCUGGUCCCUCUCUCCCUCCGGAGCCCCAGGACUCCCUCCCCUUGGCGGGACCCGCUCCACCCACACAGCCAGGGCUGCAAGAGGUGGAAGGGAGGGAGAUCGGGGAGUUGGAGGCGGGGUUUGGGCUGGUCGGGCAGCCCAGGUCUCUGGGCAGUGGGCAGACGAUGGGUCCCCCUGCCCCUCCACCUCUAAGAGGGGUGGAGCACCAGCCACGUCUGAUUCAGAGGAUGGAGAGUGGCUACGAGAGCAGUGAGAGGAACAGCAGCAGCCCCGACAGGGAAGUGGGGCAACAAAAACGGGUGCUGAUGUCCGGCCCUUCAUGGCGCUCGGUGCCCAAGUCGAAGAGCAGUGGUGCCAUCCUGCAGGAGCUGCCCUCACCCAGCUGGGGUAGCGGCACCAACACAGGCUCAGGGCGCAGCGAGCUGGACGAGCUGCAGGAGGAGGUGGCGAGGAGAGCCCGCCAGCAGGAGCAGCAGAAACGGAGGGAGGCCGAGCGGGAGGCAGCCAUGGGAUUCAACCCUAAACCCAGCAAAUUCAUGGACCUGGACCAGCUCCAACAUCAGGGUACGGAUGAAAGAAGGAUGAAAAGAAAAACAGAGGUGAACAGCCUGGCCCGGUCCAAGUACUGCUGACGCCCAAUCAGGAGGAGGAAGAGGACCAGGCAACGCCCAACCAGGACGCUGCUCUGGGCCUGGACCCGCCCCCUCCACCCUAUCG
Seriola dumerili (greater amberjack) is the source of this 2930-nucleotide messenger RNA. RefSeq names its product inactive ubiquitin carboxyl-terminal hydrolase 54-like (gene usp54b). The coding region runs from base 524 to 2845 and encodes 773 amino acids. The record is from RefSeq and is a predicted model, not a curated record. The transcript is spliced from 16 exons. NCBI's taxonomy places the organism in Eukaryota, Metazoa, Chordata, Actinopteri, Carangiformes, Carangidae. Gene Ontology annotation, biological process: protein deubiquitination. Gene Ontology annotation, molecular function: cysteine-type deubiquitinase activity.